Molecule: messenger RNA, 1699 nt
Organism: Sphaerodactylus townsendi
Lineage: Eukaryota; Metazoa; Chordata; Lepidosauria; Squamata; Sphaerodactylidae
Gene: AVPR1B
Product: arginine vasopressin receptor 1B
Exons: 2
Coding region: 19-1272 (417 amino acids)
Biological process (GO): positive regulation of vasoconstriction; regulation of systemic arterial blood pressure by vasopressin; G protein-coupled receptor signaling pathway
Cellular component (GO): membrane
Molecular function (GO): peptide binding; vasopressin receptor activity
Source: RefSeq, a predicted model, not a curated record
ACUUUGAGGAAACCACCUAUGGAGAGGAAUCGCACCUAUCAUAACAACUUGAUGGUUGGCUCUCUGCUAGAGAAUAUCAAAGAUGCAGACCCUAACCAGACUGCCCUCUACACCCGGGAUGAAGAUCUUGCAAAGGCUGAGAUUGGGGUCUUGGCUGCUAUCUUGGUGGUGACCUUGGUAGGAAACCUGGGGGUGCUCUUGGCCAUAUACCGGCUGAGGAAGAAGAUGACCCGCAUGAACCUUUUCAUCCUGCACCUCGGCCUGACAGACCUUGGAGUAGCACUCUUCCAGGUACUUCCCCAAAUGAUUUGGGACAUGACUUAUCGUUUCCAGGGUCCUGAUCCUCUUUGCAGGGCUGUCAAAUACUUGCAGGUGCUGAGCAUGUUUGCUUCCACCUACAUGCUCAUUGCCAUGACCCUAGAUCGCUACAUGGCUGUGUGUCACCCAUUGCGCACCCUACAGCAGUCCAGCUGCCAGGCUUACCUGAUGAUUGGGACGACUUGGUUGCUCAGCUGCUUGCUCAGCUUGCCACAGAUCUUCAUUUUUUCAGUGAGGGAGGUACGCCAAGGCUCUGGUGUGCUGGAUUGUUGGGCAGAUUUCAAAUACGCCUGGGGAGCCAAGGCCUACGUCACAUGGAUCACCUUAUGUGUCUUUGUGCUGCCGGUGGCAAUUUUGACUAUUUGCUACAGCCUCAUCUGCCACAAGAUCUGCAAGAAUCUCCGAGGAAAGACUCAAACUUGUCGUCUCUGUGCUGCUGCUACAUCUCAAGCUGCCAUGUCUCAGAAGGGAGCUGGGUGCCAUCCCGGCUCCCGGGUAAGUAGCGUGCGCACCAUCUCACGGGCAAAGAUCCGCACAGUGAAGAUGACCUUUGUCAUAGUCCUGGCUUACGUUGCCUGCUGGGCACCCUUCUUCAGUGUGCAGAUGUGGUCAGUGUGGGACAAGAAUGCACCAAAUGAUGAGUCCAGUGAUGUGAGUUUUACCAUCACCAUGUUGCUGGGCAGCCUCAGCAGCUGUUGCAAUCCAUGGAUUUACAUGUUCUUCAGUGGACAUCUGCUUCAUGAUAUUCUACACUAUUUUUCCUGCUGUGGGAGCCUCCAGUCCAACCUCAAGAGGCAAUUCUCCAAUGGGAGCCUCUGCAGCCGGAAAACCACUAUCUUGAUUCACACUCCCCAGAGCACCUUAUCAGCUACUGGGAUUCAGAUGCAACUGGGGAGCCUGAAAGAUUUCUACCAGCCUUAUGACAAUACAGUGACUGAAUCAGGAGUACUCUAGAAGAGUGGUGGUUAAUAGGUAGUGGUCACUGGCUGAUGAUUAUUGCAAGCUUGUAAUCUGGGAGUCUGACUAGUCUAGUUCCGGGUGUCAAACACAUGGCCUGGGGUCUAGAUCCAGCACCUUGAGAGGGUUCACCAGGCCCACAAGCCACUGAGGCAAUCCCCGCUCGCUCUUCACCCGGCCUAGCGAGCCCACUGUGGUCUUGCCAUUCCAGGUGUCCCCCCACACUCCCAAUCAGGUUUGGCAAGCCUGCUGAGGGCUCACCAGUCCAGGCAACCACCCACCGCACUCCUGAUCUGACCUGGUAAGACUGUAGUGGGUUUGCCAGCUGUGGCAGCCACUGCCAGUACUUCCUCCAGUGCCAUUUUGAGCUGGUGAGCCUACUACAGGCUCCUCACUCCUUAAGGUAGAGAAAAGUGGGGUAUGA